Molecule: messenger RNA, 1872 nt
Organism: Capsicum annuum
Lineage: Eukaryota; Viridiplantae; Streptophyta; Magnoliopsida; Solanales; Solanaceae
Product: ABC transporter B family member 25, mitochondrial
Exons: 16
Coding region: 5-1510 (501 amino acids)
Biological process (GO): intracellular iron ion homeostasis; transmembrane transport
Cellular component (GO): mitochondrial inner membrane
Molecular function (GO): ATP hydrolysis activity; ATP binding; ABC-type transporter activity
Source: RefSeq, a predicted model, not a curated record
GCUGAUGGUACAUAACAGGCCCCAAUGUAUGCAGGUCUUUUCGCACUUGCAUGAACUCGACCUGCAGUAUCACCUUAGUCGGGAAACAGGUGGUCUUAAUCGGAUCAUUGACCGUGGUAGCCGAGCUAUCAAUUUUAUUCUUUCGUCAAUGGUAUUUAAUGUUUUCCCGACGAUAUUAGAGAUAUCAAUGGUAUCAGGUAUACUUGCAUACAAGUUUGGAGCUCCCUUUGCAUGGAUCACUUCACUGUCAGUGACUGCUUAUAUUGCUUUCACCUUGAGUAUUACCCAGUGGCGAACUAAGUUCAGGAAGGAGAUGAAUAAAGCUGAUAAUGAUGCAAGUACACGAGCAAUAGAUUCUCUUAUCAAUUAUGAGACUGUUAAGUACUUUAACAAUGAGGUUUACGAAGCUGAGAAGUACGAUCACUUUUUAAAGAGAUAUGAAGAUGCUGCCUUGAAGACACAACGCAGCCUUGCAAUCUUAAACUUUGGGCAAAAUGCAAUAUUCAGCAUAGCUCUCUCAGCUGCUAUGGUCUUAUGUUCUAAUGGGAUUUUGAAUGGUGUCAUGACUGUUGGUGACUUGGUCAUGGUAAAUGGGCUGCUGUUCCAGCUAUCGCUUCCUCUGAAUUUCCUUGGUAGUGUAUAUCGUGAGACUGUCCAAAGUCUAGUGGACAUGAAAUCAAUGUUUCAGUUACUAGAGGAAAGAGCUCAAAUCAGAGAUGAAGUUGAUGUGAAAUCUCUCAAGUUAAGUGGGGGUAGCAUUCAAUUUGAGAAUGUUCACUUCAGUUAUUUGACAGAAAGAAAGAUUCUAGACGGGAUCUCUUUCAUUGUCCCAGCUGGAAAAAGUGUAGCUAUCGUAGGAACGAGUGGCAGUGGCAAAUCAACCAUUCUUAGAUUGCUCUUCAGAUUCUUUGACACCCAUUCUGGAAAUAUAAGAAUAGAUGGUCAAGAUAUUCGGAAGGUUACUCUUGAGAGUCUUCGAAAAUCUAUUGGCGUGGUUCCCCAGGAUACUGUUCUUUUCAAUGACACUAUAUUUCACAAUAUCCACUAUGGGCGGCUCUCUGCUCCCGAGGAAGAGGUGUACAAUGCUGCUCGACAAGCUGCAAUCCAUGACACUAUUAUAAAAUUCCCACAGAAGUAUGCAACAGUGGUAGGAGAACGUGGACUCAAGUUAAGUGGUGGCGAGAAGCAAAGGGUUGCACUGGCGCGUGCAUUCCUUAAAGCACCUGCGAUAUUGCUUUGUGAUGAAGCUACGAGUGCACUUGACAGCACGACGGAAUCAGAAAUUUUAAGUGCUUUAAAGUCUCUAGCAAACAAUCGGACUGCAAUUUUUAUUGCCCAUAGGCUCACUACUGCUAUGCAAUGCGAUGAGAUCAUAGUUUUGGAGAAUGGGAAAGUGGUGGAACAAGGGUCACAUGAAUUUCUUCUAUCAAGGCAUGGGAGGUAUGCACAACUUUGGUCACAGCAGAACACAGUGGAUGGACUUGAUGUGGCGAUCAAUUUAAAUGCAUGAAUAUGUCCCUUCUGUUGUUUCAGGAGAGAAACAAAUCAUGGCUUCACCACGAGUUCGCCCAAUCAUCUCACUUAUUUCUUCAAUUCCUAUAAAGGAUAUCAAUUUCCAAUAACCACUUUCACCCUCACUUACCAUAUUUAAUCGGUUGAUGUAGUGGGGCAGGAUCCACUUUCUCGGAUUCUAUGGGGCAGAGAUGCCAGUCCCCACGACUGCUCCCUAUAUCCUGUUUUAUACGAUUCUUGUGAGGAUGUUACAGGUCACACUAAUAUUCUCAAUGGUUAUAUUUUGUACUAAUUCAUUUAAUUUUUGUUUGUAAUGGUGAUAUAUUUGGAAUUAAUCAGUAGAAGCUAUGUAUUACCCAA